AUGACUGCACAGAAAACUCUUGUUUUGUUUUCGUAUUUACUGCUGGUAUAUCUACCAAAUCAAUUGAUUUCGGUUGAUCCUUGUGUUUUUGAUUUGCAUGCAAAAGGUAUAAUCGAUUUAACCGGUGUUGGUCGUGUGGAUGGAACCCCUGCCUGGAAAAAUGUGAAACCUGUUAAGGAUGAUCAACAUUUAUACUCUUACAAUCCAUGCCGUCCGUUCACUCAAAGCGAAUGCAUAAAUGUAGCUGCCUGUCAAACAUAUGCCACCGAUGAAAAAUUAGCCUAUUCGUUGGGCACACAAAAUAGUUUACAAUGGACAGUCGCACCGGGCAAAGAUUUACCGACUCUACAUUAUACAACGGGAGAAAGAACAUUGGUGGUUAGUCUACAUUGCUUGAGCGCAGGAGGGAAGAACAAGUUAGUUGUGCAUGGAUUAAAUCCGACCACAAAACUUUAUGAAAUGACAUUAUCGUCAAAAUGUGCAUGUUGGGAUGGCUGUAAAGGUGGUCACAGUGGAAAUUCGAGCAAUGGAUUGAGUGGUGGAACAAUAUUUAUCAUUAUAUUAUUAGUGGCUGCUGUUAUUUAUUUCAUAGCAUUCAUUUCUUUCAAUAAGUUCAAACGGCAAGCAAGUGGCGUGGAUAUUCUUCCACAUCGUACCUUUUGGGUCUCGUUACCUGGCUAUUCUCUAGGUGGAGUCAAAUUUAUCGUUCAUAAAAUAACUGGCAAGGAGACAAAUUAUACUCCCGUCCCAUAG
Molecule: messenger RNA, 753 nt
Organism: Rotaria socialis
Lineage: Eukaryota; Metazoa; Rotifera; Eurotatoria; Philodinida; Philodinidae
Source: the annotation of a GenBank genome assembly